UAAAGUUGAAAAAUUUAUUCUCUUUUGAUUUUUUUUUUUUUCAUCUUCUUCUGACAUUAUCUUCAUUUGUUUUCUAAUCAUCGUUAAUAAUAAAAAGAACUUGAAUAAAUUAUGAUCAUCUAUUACAUUCUGUGUUUCCGUGUGUUCCAUCAUCAUGUCACCUUGUCUUCUGACAAAAAUGUGCCCAUCAUCAUUUCGGAUUAAAAAUUGUGUAUGGAUUAAUUAAGCUGUUGAAAUCUAUUUUCUUUUUUUGUUUUAUUCCUUUUUUCUUUUCACUCUUUUUUUUUGUUCUCUUUUCUCUCUUCAAUAAUAUUCUAUUCUCUCUCUUUAUUGAUAAAUAAAUAUCUACUUUGAUUCUGUUUUCUAAUUUAUACAAUCAUCAUACACACACACACACACAAUUCAUACACUUACCUGUGUAUAUGUGAAUGUGUGUACACUGAAUCAUGCCAUGGAUAAUUGUGUUUCUCACCUUGAUAGAAUUUUCUUCAGCCAAACUGGCUUCCAUUGGAAUUUAUUGGAAUGCCUCUAAUCCCAUUUUCAGGAUUGACAACACUGAUCACAUAAUAGAUGUAAAUAGAGGAAAUAAUCCUUUUGAAUAUGAUCAGGUUAACAUUAUUUGUCCAACCUACACCGAAGGAUCAAAAGAAGAAGCUGAAACCUACAUCAUUUAUAACGUUUCAAAGGAGGAAUAUGAUACUUGUCGGAUAACCAACAGUAAUCCUCGGAUAAUCGCCAUUUGUGAUAAUCCAUUACAGUUAAAAUAUUUCACGAUAACUUUCAGAUCGUUUACACCUCAACCCGGUGGAUUAGAGUUUAAACCCGGUAAAGAUUAUUAUUUUGUGACCACAUCGACCGGUAAACGUGAAGGUCUUGACCGUAGGUUCGGAGGUCGAUGUUCAACCCAUCAUAUGAAAGUUAUUUUCAAAGUUUGCUGUUCAGAUAGUAUCACCAGCGAUAAUAAUAACACCAGUGGUAAUAAUAAUAAUAAUAAUAAAACUUCAUCUAAUCAUCAAUUGUCCAUAGAAUCAUCAUCACAAUCAACAAUCGUUUCAUCAACGAUAUCAACAACAACACAUUUUCCACCUCAUCAUGUAACAUCUCCAUCACAUCUCAUCAGUACAUUAUCACCAUCUUCAUCUUCAUCAUCAUCAUACCAAAGUUUGAAUAAGGAGCCACUUUUCAACGAUUGGACCAGUUUACUUGGAUCUUUCAGUGAUAAUAGUAAUACAUUAACUGGAGGAAUUGUCAGUUCCUCAUUAACAUCAACAACAACAUCAACAUCAGUGCCAGUGCCAGUGCCAGUUACAUCUUUACCUUCAUUUUUUUCAUCAACCCUUUUUCCACCUUAUCCUCCACCCUCAUCAUCCUCAUCCUCUUCCCAUCCAGUAGCUUCUUCAACCAUACCCGCUGCCUCUGAACACUGGUGGAAACCUCAUUUCACCCGAAUAGAGAACCUUAAAUGGCGAUCCAAAAGUCCAGGCAAUAAUAAUGUAGUUAAAAGUACUGGUCAAUUUCAUCCAGGUAAAGGUGAUACUGGUAAUACCAACGAUUCAAAUGCUAGUUCACGAAAUACACUCCAGCCAAUCGCUUGGACUGUUUUUGCUAUUUCUUGCUUUAUCUUCAUCAUCUUCUGGGCUCUUUGGUAUAAAGUGAAGCGAAACAAUGUUAUGUUACCAAUGUCCAAGUAAAAGUAUUGACCAUUACUUUUUCUUUCUCUUUCUUUCUCUCUCUCUCUCUUUUUCUUUUCAAAUUGCUAUUGUCUCUAUUAUAAAUAUUGUAAAUUAGAAUUUAAAACGCAAAAAUAUUGUAACUUAAUUCUGUCUUAAUUGUAAAUAGUAAAUGAGAAAAGAAAAUAACUAAAUCAACAAACAAUAACAACUUUGUAAACACCUAUUGUGAUGUAAUGAGAAUAAGACAAAACAAAAAAUUGAAGAAAAAAAAUAUUUCCAUUUAUAUAAAAUUCAACUUAAAUUAUAACAAUUAAAGAUUGUACAUAAAAUUGAUUUACAA
Molecule: messenger RNA, 2013 nt
Organism: Panonychus citri (citrus red mite)
Lineage: Eukaryota; Metazoa; Arthropoda; Arachnida; Trombidiformes; Tetranychidae
Exons: 2
Coding region: 447-1691 (414 amino acids)
Biological process (GO): ephrin receptor signaling pathway; axon guidance
Cellular component (GO): plasma membrane
Molecular function (GO): ephrin receptor binding
Source: RefSeq, a predicted model, not a curated record